CUCGACAUUGUCACCCUAACCCUAUGGCAUACGGUCGAGGAUUUCACUUAAGGAUUUUAUUUUGGCCUUUUUUCUGCCGUUGUCGAGGGCAGCAGGAUAGCGGUGGCGGACCUGCGUGCCUAGGAGGCGCACUCCGCUGCCUCCCCGCGCGCCAAUCGCACCCCGCAGACCCGCCUGCCAGCCGCGUGGGAUCCCUGAAGCAACCCCCGCGGGGACCCGGUGGGGGCCACGUUGGAGUGGAUUCGCGGCGGCUGUAUCGCGGAUAUCUGCUUCCUCGGCGGCGGAAUUCAAUUAGGAUGUUGACGUUGGACGGAGAACGCCUCUUUGCAAACACCAUAAAAUCGAUGUCGGGCGCAUCGGCGCGGCGGCCGAGCACCCCUUCGCGCUCCGUGCAGCCUCCCCUCGCAUCUCGCAACCCCGAACAGCAAGAGAGUGUGCCCGCUCGUCCGUCCGCCUGCAACAAGACAAAUUGAGAGCCCAUUACUCAUCGCGGCGCCCAUGCAGCCCGCUUUUUGUGCCACCGCCGCACCUUUUGCCCGAAUUUGCCUGCUCACUGGCUGCAGCCUACUGAUGGGCCGUGCGAUUCAUGCAAAAAGCCGCCCGCUUUUUCCUCAAAUUGCGCUCGGCUAGCUGCGGCACUGAUUUGUGAAGUUGCGGCUCGAUUUGGCGCUGAAGUGAAGGCCUACGUUUAGGAAUGUCUUGGGGCCCAGGUGGAACUUUUCUGCUGCCUCUCCUGGCACUCAUUUCAACUUCAAAGGCUUUGCAACUCUCGACGCAGCAAACUUCAGUUUCGGCAGCUGAGGAGGCACUCGAGUCUGCUCUGGACACGCUGACCAUCAAGAGCUACUUAUGCGGACAGACAGCCGAGCCAUUCGACCAUCCCCACCUGCUGCACAAUGCUUCCCCUGCGCUCAUCCAACCACACCUGCAGACGGCACGCGAAGCAGGCGCUUUACUCUCUGUGUUGCCCCCUGACGUGGGUCCCAAGGGGUUAGGUCUGCUGUGGCGCACCCUGCGCACUCCUCGCACCCCCGCCUCACCACUAGGCCUCGUAUUUCUCGACACUUCCAAAAAGCCAGUGUUGCUGAUGAAUGACUCUGGCCUGGAACUCGCCGCCAACAACAACACCAUCGCCCAGCGGUUCGCGCACCUGGCUGCCGCCCUCGAAGCACCCUUUAACUCUUCCGGCCCGAUCUGGAGCCGGCCCUUCUGGGACUGUGAUGGCUCCCAGUCCCAGUGGGUUUUGGCCGCCAUCUUCCCUGUAUCUGGCAGAGGUUCUUUGUCCUUACUACUGCCUCUCAAGUACUUGGAUAUCGAUCAGUGUGACGAUGGAAAUGAUUCGCUGUUUAAGGCAACCCAUAAGUGCGACCCAGCCACAUCCACGUGCAUCUUUGUGCCAGGCAAAGGGUUUUGUUCAGGCAGCUACUCCUGCCGCUGCAUCGAAGGCUUCUUUGAUCCAGAUGGUCCCGACAACUGGACGGGCACACUUGCGAGCACUGAAGUUCCGUUGGGGCCCCGUACGUGCGUGCGAUGCCCUGAUGAGUGCCAGCCGUGCAAGGAUGGCCUAUGCGAAGCACAGCUACAGCCGACCCUGCGUGUCACGCUGCUCGCCACCCAGGCCGUCUGCAUGGCAAUCACUCUGAUCGUAUCAAUCACCCUCUUUAGGAACAGAAAAAGAAAGCCAAUCUCAUCAAGUAUGUGGACCAUGUUGGAAACGAUUUUGUUUGGUACUUUUCUGCUAUAUGCGGCAGUUUUGGUGCGUUUCUUCAAUCCAUCAGUUGAAUUUUGUCUACUUGAAACCUGGUGCCGGGAGUUCGGUUUCGUUAUCUGCUACGGGGCAAUCAUUCUUAAGCUAUACAAGAUUUUAAUUGAAUUCCGCACGCGGAAGGCGCAUCGUUGGGUGGUCAGAGAUAAGGAUCUGCUCAAGUACUUAACAGCUAUGGUGCUGAUUGCUUUUGUUUAUUUGGCUGGCCACACAGCCACCGCACUUCACACCCUGCAGGAAAGGCCUGGUGCGUUGAUGACCAGAGGACGCACUCUUCAGGGCGUCUCUUUCCCGACAUGCAAACCCCUUUGGUGGGAGUUGGUGACGCAGGCCGGCGAGCUGGGCCUGUUAGUUUUCGGCCUACACCUCAGCAUAGCAAGCAGGAACGCAUUCACGCAAUACCGCGAGCGAGAGUUCCUGUGCGCGGCCCUGGUGGUCGAGCUCCUGGUCAGCGGGCCCUUUUACGUACUAAGGGCUCUCGCUUGGCCACACCUGCACCCUGACAUGGCCUUCUCCGCCUACGUGGCCCGCUCCCAAUUAACCAACUCCAUCGUCCUGCUGCUCAUUUUUGUUCCAAAGUGGUGGUACUGCCACUUGGCCGCCAAGCAAAAGCCAAACACGCGGCCGUACCCACUGCUUGGUGAGGUUCCGGCACCAGCCAGUCCGGCACUGGGCGCCUGCGUGGACGCCGACUUCGCGGAGGUCAGCCUGGCUGACAUGAAUCCAGAUGACAUUCGGGAAAUGUACCAGGCGGAGCUGAAGCGACUUUACACUCAACUGGAGGUGCUCAAAAAUAAAACUAUCCGUUACGACAACCCUCACAUUUCCAAGCGACGCGGAGGGCGCAAGGUAGCGCACAGGCGCUUCUCCCUUCAGAAGAAAGGCAGUCGUGAAAAGGCUCUGCAUCACCGGCAGAAGUCGUCCAAGCAUCACGGUCAUCAUGAAAACGAGGACGGGGCUGAAGUUUCGCGCACGCCCGAGGACUCGGUGUGCAGUAUUGAAGGCCCUAGUGCAAUCUACAACGACGGGCCUUCAGUGGCCUACAGCGAGCACGGCCGCAAAUGAGCGAAAGGCGGCCCCUGAGCCCUUGCAGCCAGGCAAAUGCCAGAUAUUUUGCCCAAAAUCUUGAAUAUCAGACCAAGACUGUUUUAUGGAGGUUGGAGCUAAUUGAGAAUUUCGCUUCGGUCCACUGGAAAGCUGUUAACACAAGUGGACGUUUGUUUAUUAUUUGAUCUCACCACGUUCGAUUGUAAAAGAAGUCACCAUAAUUUUGGCAAAAUAUCCGGCUGGUUCAGGCACUGCACUGCAGGGCGCAGAAUGUGCUUAAAUCCAAUGUUAGAAAGCAGCUUGGACCAAAGAUUGUAUUAGACAAUAGAUAGGUUACUAGAAUAUAAGGUCCUCAUCUCGAUCAAUGUUUGACCGCAGGGUUGCCGCGAGCAUUUACUAAUUACAGACAAGCUAAGAGAGAAACUAACCCGCCACUAAUUUAUAUAAAAUAUUAAAUGAAGAAAAUAUAUAUUCAAGUGUGUUCAGCCCCCUCAAAGGAUGUAUGCAAUCUUCGCGACAAAGUUGACAAACGUCAACAAAAAAUAAAUCGAGGAUUGAAUGAAAAUAAACGGUUUUAAAAAAUCUCCCUGGCAAUGCAUCUCUCAAAUCAAUUGCUGUCUGGAUGAGAGUGUUCUUACAGAGUGAAAGGGAUAAACGCGCUGCAGAUAAACCGCGAAACAAGUUAACGCAUUUAUUAUAUCUGAUAUAUUAUGUAAUUUUGCGUGUUCUCUGCUAAUUUAUUAAGCACACAAAUUUUCAUAUAAACACGGAAGUGCAAAAUGUAUUUUAAAAUAUCAGUUUUCUUGUAUCGACAAUGGGUAUUUUCUGUGCUUUUGAUUUGGCGCCAUGCAAGCGCACUCAGCAAAUAAUGAAGAAAUAUUUGUGUACCUCUGGGGUGGAUUUUUAAUAUACACAACGCAUAAAUAGCCAUCAACAUGUGAUAAUGUUGGAAUGAAAGUGAAAACACUGAAAAUGUUUCACUAAAGUGCAAAUGUGAGAGAUCGAUGAGAAAAUAUUAAACAUAUUAUAUUAUGUUGACACGCCUGAUAGCAGGAUAAUGUGUAAUAGUUGCGUAAUACAAAAUAAAGUUCCCUUAUUGAAAUGUGGAAAGAAUAAUAUAAA
Molecule: messenger RNA, 3934 nt
Organism: Cloeon dipterum
Lineage: Eukaryota; Metazoa; Arthropoda; Insecta; Ephemeroptera; Baetidae
Gene: smog
Product: smog
Exons: 15
Coding region: 695-2830 (711 amino acids)
Biological process (GO): G protein-coupled receptor signaling pathway
Cellular component (GO): membrane
Molecular function (GO): G protein-coupled receptor activity
Source: RefSeq, a predicted model, not a curated record